Molecule: messenger RNA, 727 nt
Organism: Cyanistes caeruleus (blue tit)
Lineage: Eukaryota; Metazoa; Chordata; Aves; Passeriformes; Paridae
Source: RefSeq, a predicted model, not a curated record
CCCCCAAAAUUUCCAUUUUGUCCAAAGCAGCAAUUCCAGUUAUUUUAUCCCUGUUUGGCAGCCCCAGUGGGAAGAAGUUCCGCAGCAAGCCGCAGCUGGCUCGCUACCUCGGCAAUUCCGUGGAUCUGAGCUCCUUCGAUUUCCGCACGGGGAAGAUGAUGCCCAGCAAGCUGCAAAAGAACAAACAACGCCUGAGGAACGACGCCCUCAACCCCAACAAGGGGAAGCCGGACCUGAACACGGCGCUGCCCAUCCGGCAGACGGCGUCCAUCUUCAAACAGCCGGUAACCAAGGUAACCAAUCACCCCGGCAACAAGGUGAGGAGCGACCCCCAGCGCCUGACGGAGCAGCCCCGGCAGCUUUUUUGGGAGAAGAGGCUGCAGGGGUUGAGCGCUUCGGAUGUCAGCGAGCAAAUCAUCAAAUCCAUGGAGCUGCCCAAGGGAUUGCAAGGUGUGGGUCCCGGGGCGAGCCGGGAAUCGCUGCUUUCGGCCGUGGCCAGCGCUCUGCAUAGCGGGAACGCGGGAAUGGGACGAGAAAAAUCCUGGAAUUGUGUGGGUCCCGGGGCGAGCCGGGAAUCGCUGCUUUCGGCCGUGGCCAGCGCUCUGCACUCGGGUUCCGCUCCCAUCACGGGCCAGAAUUCCCUGGCCGUGGAGAAAAAUCCCGGGAUUUGGUUGAACACGGCUCAGCCGCUCUGCCGCGCCUUCGUGGUCACCGACGACGACAUCCG